ACCCGUUGCAAUUUUUUUCAGAGCGUGUACAUUCCCGUGUUUGUCUGCUCCGGCUCCACCCGAACUCCGGCGCCCAAUCCGCCGGCCUCGACGCCGGUUCGAUACCCCCGAUGUUAUCCUGUGGGCGGAGGACCUAAUCCUAUCUAUCCUGUUCCCCAACACCCAUGGCAACUAGCCACCUCACCUCUCGCUCCCUCCUCGUCCAAGCCCAGUACCCCAUCUCACGGCUCCCAUCCAACCUCCGCCUCUCCCUCUCCCACCACAAGCAACCAGCCGCCGUCGCCAAGCGCCGCCGAGCCCCCGCCCCCUCCCACCCGGCCUUCUCUUCGGUCAUCCGCGGCCGUCCCAAGAAAGUCCCCAUCCCGGAAAACGGCGAGCCAGCCGCCGGUGUCCGCGUCACUGAACGUGGCCUGGCCUAUCAUCUUGACGGCGCGCCCUUCGAGUUCCAGUACAGUUACACAGAGACGCCGCGCGCGCGCCCCGUCGCGCUCCGCGAGGCCCCGUUCCUGCCGUUCGGGCCUGAGGUAACGCCGCGCCCAUGGACCGGGAGGAAGCCGCUCCCCAAGAGCCGCAAGGAACUGCCUGAGUUCGACUCCUUCAUGCUCCCGCCGCCGGGCAAGAAGGGGGUGAAGCCCGUGCAGUCGCCGGGGCCAUUCCUUGCCGGCACGGAGCCGAGGUACCAAGCGGCGUCCAGGGAGGAGGUCCUCGGGGAGCCUCUCACAAAGGAGGAGGUCGACGAGCUCGUCAAGGCGACCCUCAAGACCAAGCGGCAGCUUAAUAUCGGUAGAGAUGGUCUAACACACAAUAUGUUGGAGAACAUUCAUUCGCAUUGGAAGAGGAAGAGAGUGUGCAAGAUAAAAUGCAAAGGUGUAUGCACGGUUGAUAUGGAUAAUGUCUGCCAGCAGCUAGAGGAGAAAGUUGGAGGAAAAGUAAUUCAUCAUCAGGGUGGUGUGAUAUUUCUCUUUCGUGGUAGAAACUACAAUUACAGAACUCGCCCAAUCUAUCCACUUAUGCUUUGGAAACCUGCUGCACCAGUGUACCCCCGCUUGGUUAAAAAGAUCCCAGACGGCUUAACUCCAGAUGAGGCAGAAGAUAUGCGCAAGAGAGGACGUCAGUUACCACCAAUUUGCAAACUCGGAAAAAAUGGUGUUUAUCUUAACCUCGUGAAGCAAGUUCGAGAAGCAUUUGAAGCAUGUGAUCUUGUCCGGGUUGAUUGCUCAGGUCUUAAUAAAAGUGAUUGCAGAAAGAUAGGAGCUAAACUUAAGGAUCUAGUUCCCUGUACCUUACUGUCUUUUGAGUUUGAACAUAUACUGAUGUGGAGAGGAAAUGAUUGGAAAUCAUCCCUUCCUCCAUUAGAAGAAAAUGAUUUUAAAGUGGCGAGCGACCAAAUUUUGAAUAGCAAAGAAGCAGGUUCUGGAAGUGCUCUGACCCCAAUUGAGCUGGUCAACAAUGCCACGUCUCUCAAGAAAUGCAACUUGAUUGAAGGUGCAGAAAAAUUGGAAGAUUCCAUGAAGUCUAGUUUUGAAAAUGGUAUGAUUUUGGGUUCUGCAUGUGGAAACCCUGGAGUAUGCAACUCUGAAGGUAUAGAUGGAACUGAGUCCUCAGCUGAUGCUCCAAUUGAAUUUUCUCCUUCAAAUUCAGCAAGGGAUUUAGAUCCAUCUCAAACAUCAACAUUGUAUUGCCAAAGCUCCCUAUUGGACAAGAGUGAAAAUGGAGAGCUCAUUGAGAUGUACCCUGACAGAUGUGGAAACUCGGAACAAUCUCCAGAUGUACCAGAAGCUUUAACUUGUCUAAUGGGCAGCAGUGAUGAGAUUCAUGAAUUGGAAACUAUGAGGAGAAACUGCAAACAUUUAAACGGCAGCGAUGGUGUUAACAGUGAUUCCAUAGUCCCUUCCUACAUGGAAGGAAUUUUACUCCUUUUCAAACAAGCCAUUGACAGUGGCAUGGCACUCGUGCUGAAUGAAAAUGAGUUUGCUGAUGCCAAUUAUGUGUAUCAAAAGUCUGUUGCUUUUACAAAGACGGCUCCACGAUACCUGGUACUCCGGCAUACACCAAGGAAGUCCCAUGGUACCCAGAAGACUGAGCCAGCCAAGAAUGUAAGGAUAAAUAAGCAUCUUGAAGAACAUAAAGUAUCUGAUCAUGUCAAAAAGAAAGAAAUUGUCAUGGGAGGAUCAAGAAUGCAGAGAAAUGAUCACGCACGAGAAUUUCUAUCAGAUGUUGUUCCACAGGGUACCUUAAGAGUAGAUGAACUUGCUAAAUUACUGGCUUAAAGGUGAUCGGUCCUUUAUUAACCGAAGGUGUGUUGCGUUAUCAACCUUGAAUUAACGUGCAAAGUAUAUACAUGUACAUUGAUAUGGGACGUAUAAAACUUUUCGUCAAUUUGGUCAUGCUGUGUAACUGAUCACGCUUUCUGCAUUGAAAUGUUGGAAUGUAAUAAUAUGGAACGGCGAAGCAUUUUCAGACAA
Messenger RNA from Oryza sativa Japonica Group (Japanese rice), 2465 nucleotides. The record is from RefSeq and is a predicted model, not a curated record. Lineage: Eukaryota; Viridiplantae; Streptophyta; Magnoliopsida; Poales; Poaceae.